This is a messenger RNA of Stylophora pistillata, 4714 nucleotides long. Its product is annotated as AMMECR1-like protein. The record is from RefSeq and is a predicted model, not a curated record. NCBI's taxonomy places the organism in Eukaryota, Metazoa, Cnidaria, Anthozoa, Scleractinia, Pocilloporidae.
GAUUCUCUUUAGACUUUCAUGCCGUUUUAUUGCUGUCAGAGCUUGCUUGUGGCGGAUCGGGAGGCCGAAGAUAUGAACUACUAUCGUAAUGCUAACAAAGAUGUAGCCCCAAGGAACAGCUUUAGACACCGAAUAGUUACUAAAGAAAUGGCAUUUUACUGCUUUGAUAUCUUAGCCAUGCAUCUAGGCUUAUAUCAUCAUCACGAACCGCCUUGGCCAAACUUCCCAAACGAUGAGUUCCCCCUCUUUGUCACUUGGAAGAUUGGCCAAGAUCACAGACUACGAGGUUGUAUAGGAACAUUUACUGCAAUGCGACUACACAAAGGUCUUAGAGAAUACACCCUUUCCAGUGCCUUAAGAGAUAGCCGAUUUUCUCCAGUAACCAAAGAGGAACUAUCAUUCCUUUUCUGUUCUGUGUCAGUUUUGACUAAUUUUGAGGAAAAUGUCAAUUGUGUAGACUGGGAGAUUGGUGUUCAUGGUAUACGGAUAGAAUUUUAUAAUGAUAAAGGUCACAAAAGAACUGCUACUUACCUUCCAGAAGUUGCCAAAGAACAAGGUUGGAAUCAAAUCCAGACCAUUGACUCCCUGCUGAGGAAAGGUGGCUUCAAAGGAACCAUAACCCAAGAAGUGCGCAACUCUAUCAAAGUGACCCGUUAUCAGAGUGAAAAAGUCACCGUGGAUUACAAGGAAUACCUUGCAUCCAAACAAUGUACAUGACAACUGUGUAGUCUAGGUCUAACAAAUUUAGGCAACUAGAUCUGUGAAUACCAUUUUCAAAGAUGUUAAUAAUAAUUAUCAAUUCACUUCUUGUUAUAUUAUAUAGUGCAAGUCAUGUAUAUUUAUUGACACAGCCAGUGUCAUGAGAAGCAGAGCAGCUUUCUUUUUGCUGCUUUCAAGUCUCGCAGUCAUUGGACGUUUUGAAAACAGUAAUCCGAAAGCUGCAUGCAAAGCUUAGUUUGUGUGGGAAUCACAUUGCAAUUCAAUUAUACUUCAAAAUCUUUUUAAUAGCCCUAUAACAAAGGUAAAACUGCAACAGUGGAAAAAUAACCAAUUGAAAGUGUUCAUGAUUUUAACAAAACUCCUCUUUAACAACUGAGUUGAUUUUUUUUGUUUGUUAAAUUAAAUUAUAGUUAAUAAUUUAACUUUAAGUUUGUUAUAAUAUUUUCACUCUUACAAUUUAUGGUCCUUAAUAUAUCAGAAAUCUGUAUAAAACCCUUUGGGUUGGUUAUUUAAACAAAGUCUAGCUUUUUUCUUUUAACAAAACUGCAUUCUAAGCCAUCUUCAGUUUAGCCAAACCUUUUUCUGAACACUUAUUUUUGUCAGCAAUGUCAAGAUGGCUGAAAGCUAAUAGGGGAAGUAAAUUUUUAUUAAUUAAAUCAAUCCUCUUACAGAGAAUCCCUGAGGCCCACUGCUUGUGUAAACCAUGGUUUGGGUUAGACCUUAUGAAAGUAACCAGCCCUUUGGGUGAAAUAUUUACAUAUGUUUACACUCGGAUAGAAAUAUUGUACUAUUUUUUCAGUCAACCAUAGACACACCUUUGUUCUAAUACGACGAUAAGGUUAUUGUCAUUUUUCAACUGUUUUAAGUUACAGAUUUUUUACUUGGCGGUGUCAAGCACCUCAUUUACAGUUAAUAGUUCUCUACUAAAAACAGUCAACUCUCAACUAAUGGAUACCCUUGUAAGCAUACAAUUCUACUUACCAACACCCCUUUUUUUCACAAUUUCAGUUUCUUUCUCUGGGUCAAACUCUGUAUUUACACAUUCGCAUAGGCAGACAUUAUGUGAGAAGUGGACGUGGACACAUUUAAAGUAAAAGUUAGUUUUUUCUUUUGUUUACACCCUCUCGUAAGCAGACACCCCAAGACCAUGCAUAAUAAUUGGCAAUGAAAUUUGUCUUGAAUUUGCAAAUCAACAAAAAUAUGACCUUUGACAGAGCAACAGAACAGUGGAGAUCAGUUUUGUCAAAUCUCCGUUUUUCAGCAAGAAAGGAAGCUGUCCAUUAGUUUGACAACAAUAAGAGUCUGACCCAACACUCCUCCCCUCAAAUGACAUCCAACCUAUUUUUUCUGAGUGUCCUCCUUUGGGAGUAAUUCGCAUAAGCAGACAGUUCUGCUUUUGGACCUUUUUUCCAAUUCUUGAGGAUGUCCUUUUAGAAGAGAGUUGACUGUAGUUCUGCUAUUGUUUUUCAGCUUUCUGAUUAAGUGAGUUGCAUUUUUUUUGUGCUAGCACACAAUUUGGUAUCAAGAGGCCAACUAUAUAGCAUAUAUCUUGGUGUAUUUACCACCAAAUCUAAGGUGGGUUUUGACAACUUUUUGUUUUUUUCAGAAAUUUUCUUUUGCAAUUUGUCGUUUUGCUCUUCUUUCGAGCAUCUCAGAAUUUAUCCUUUCGUAUUUACCAAAACUACAAUGUAGCUAGGAUAACAUCUGUAUUUCAUAGUUAGUGCUACAAAUUGAAAAUUGCAUUUCAUUGAGUUGUGUUACCACAGUGUGGUACUUAAUUAGGUAAUAUUUGCAUGAAAAAUUUUGUAUUAUCAAUUAAUAUUUUUUUUCAAAUUCUACAGUCAGUUGCUAUUAAUAAUGUCAUAUGGCAGAUAUUUGUAAGACUUUCUGCACACUAUGACCAUAAAGAAAAGGGAUGAGGAAUAGGUAUUAGGGAGGAAAGAGCCAUAGCUGAUAUUAAUUACCAGAUUGUUUCUUUUUUCAUUGUUACCACCAUUUUCCCUGGUUACUAUUCUUUUUAGGUAUGAACAUUUCACUUACACCUGGCUCUGGUUAGAAAUCCUUUGUGGGAAUGUUAACAUCAGUUCUUUUUUUUUUUUUUUUUUUUUUUUUUUUUUUGACUAGACAAGUAUUGUGUUGUAAACAGCAAAAGAAGUCUCUAUUUCUCAAAAGUUAGAAAAAGUUUCAUGUUUCCUAUCUAUUCUUCCAAGUAUUUUUUUUUCUAACACCACUAGUCUAAGAAUAACAGGGUAUUCAACCUUCCUUUUUUUUAAUUACAAUCAAAGGGGCAAGGUGCACCCAUUUUAGGUGAUUCUAAUACUAUUCAACUAGCCAAUUUAUUUAAAAGAAAAUCCAAGUGAACAUAAAAACUGAAAAUUAUAGUGAGAUUAACCUUGAAGACAGACAGACUUUUCAAAAUCUGCAAGAAAUCAGACAUACUUUUGCAAAUAAUUUAUGUGAAAGGGAAAAAUGAUGGCUGACCUAAAAUAAUGGCAACUGGCCCCUUUCUGUCACCUACAAGAACAUUUUCUCUUUUCCUACAAAUCUUGUCUUUCCCAUGUAUUUUAUCAUUUGCCAUUAGCCGUUACCCCUUGCUGUUGACUAGUAUUCACUUUUUUUUCAUUAAUGUCAAAACUAUAUUCUUGACUUUGCUGUUCUUUCUUCUAAUAUUAAAAGGUUGAAAUGAAGUCAUUUCAGAUUUGAUGUGCUUUAAUUUUUUCUCUGACUAAAUGAAGUAAGAAAUGUAGCUUGAUGCAUCACAAAGAAGAUACCAGUAGGUGGUCAUCAACCAUUUUUAAUUGAAGUCAAUUUUAAUCUGAAGAUGAAGGAUAAUGUCAUUUUCAAACGCUUUCUUGAAGCACAAGAUCUCUAAAAAAUUGCAAAUAUGUCGAGAGGUAGUCCCAAACUCUGAAAAAGUGAUAGAACAUUUCUCUCCUGAAAAUUAUUCAUUUCAUCAAGUUAACUCUUUUGGGGGCAUCUGCACGUGCCAUUUCCCAUAAGAGCAAUAAAGGUGAUGCUAUUUGUUGGUAGAACAGUGUACAAAUUAUUAUUUUAAAGGCAGGAUGGUUUACAAACAUCUAUGGUGGCUCUAAUGAGGCUGUUUCACUGUCUUUUACUAGCAUGACUUUAUGGAUUGAAACAUUACACUUUCUUUGUUUCCAUUGAAAAGUUUUGUUCUUUUACAUAAUGAGAAAAGUGAAAAACUCCUCUCCUCUCACAAGAGACAAAAAGAUAGAGUAGGGCACUAUCGCAAGCUGACCCAUUUUUACUCAGAGUCAUAUUUAAUCGUUGCUUUAGAGAUUUAAUUCACACUGUUACAGACACCUUAGAUAAGAAACACCCUUAAGAUACGAUAUCUUUACGCACUAAACUAAACUGAACUCAGCGGCACACAAUUUUAACUAAUAAUAAUACAAAUUUAAUGCUCAAAAUGAGCUGGUACUGCAUCCUGCUCUGCAGAACUUCUCGUAAACGAAGCUGAUAGUAAACCAAUUACAUCACAAAAACAGAGUUCAUGUUAAUUUUAAGCAAGAUUGUUAAAAGAAAUUUUCAAACCAGUAAUUAAAAGCAAUGAUGCUUUUUCACAUUUCAUUACAUCCAUUUUGAAAUUGCUGGCAAUCCUUGUCAUCUGAUUGGCUCUCAUUGGUGCAAUGUAUUCAAUUACAGUCACUGUGAUAUUAUAAAUAUUAUCAAGAGUUCUAAGAUAUUUCAGGCAAUAAGUCGGAGAGGUACAAAAUUUUACCCAGUUACCAACAGAAGAGGAGAACUCUGAAAUACCCUUGAUAAUUUUCACUAUCACUACCACAUAUUUAAUUUUGCAAAAUUAAAAAUUAAUUUUGCAAAUAAUUUAAUAUUUUCAAUGACCUAUCAGAGCAGAAUAUUUAAAUUAGCCAAUAAACAAACUGGAAAAAUAUAAAUAGUGUCCAAAAUUAAUGUCCAUCUUUUUCAAAGAUAGUUAAAUGAAUUAAUUAUUCCAAGUUUAAAAUUAAAAAAA